Arabidopsis thaliana (thale cress) is the source of this 381-nucleotide messenger RNA. RefSeq lists its product as uncharacterized. The transcript has 4 exons. NCBI's taxonomy places the organism in Eukaryota, Viridiplantae, Streptophyta, Magnoliopsida, Brassicales, Brassicaceae. The coding region runs from base 1 to 381 and encodes 126 amino acids. The record is from RefSeq and is marked reviewed.
AUGAAUAUAUUGGUUUUCGUCAUCGGCGAUGAAGGGGUUUGUAAAUCAUCAUUGGUAACGAAGUUUGCGAAUGAUAAUGACCCAAGAGCUACGUAUGACAGGAAUCCUAGGGGGCAUAAGAUAGAAAUUGACAUUGAUGGUCGAAGAUGGAUGUUUAAGAUCUCUCUAGUCCUUAAAAUUCUUCUCAAGAUUAAUACUCAUCGUCUCAGCCUAGUUCAAACGCCUGAAGGGGUUGGUAAAUCAUCAUUGGUAACGAAAUUUGCCGAGGAUAAUGGCCCAAUGGCUGCAUAUGACAUGAAUUCUAGAAAGAGAGAGAGGGGUAUGGUCUUUAGUUGGGGGUAUAGGGGUAAUAACACAAGGGUAAAAAACUUCAAAAGUUAA